AUGUCAUGCGUCCUUAGCGGGCGGAGCUGGCUUGAGAGGCGUGAAUCGCAGUCUAUGCGGUUCUGGGGUCCGUCGCGUCGCUCCUUUCGUUGGGGCGCGUGGCAUCGCGUGGCCGGCGGCCUUCUCUCCGCUUCUUACCCUCUCGGGUUGAAGCGCCUUCGGUCUCGCAGAAACAGGGGAGUCGUUGGAAUGAGGGCCAAGCCGGCUGUGGAGUCUGAGUACGAUGUGGUAGUCAUUGGUAGUGGACUAGCUGGCCUCACUUGUGCUGGUGUCCUUGCAGCUGCAGGUAAACGGGUUUGUGUCUUGGAAAGUCAUUAUGUUCCUGGUGGUGCUGCUCACACCUUCCGAGCAAGAGCAAAGGGCAUUGAAGGAGACUUUUGCUUUGAUUCGGGGCCUUCGCUCUAUGGGGGACUGAGUGGUGAACGAACAUCAUCUCCACUGAAACACGUCUAUCAGAUUCUGGGCGAAGAGCCCAAGUGGAUCCAAUAUGACAGGUGGAACGCCUUCAUCCCUGAGGGUGAAGCAAAUGCAGCCAUUGGUUAUGAGGAGUUCGUGACAAAGUUGCUACCUCGAUUUGGUGGGCCAAAUGCUCAAGAGCAAUGGCAGCGGCUGAUGCAAAACAUUGUGCCCAUGGCUGAUGCAAUUUGCAAUGGUCCACCGCCAGCCUUUGUGCGUGAAGAUGUUGGGGCCGCCGUUACGUUGGCCCGAUACUUGCCCAAAUUGAAGGCCAUACCCGGAGGCCCACAGAAGCUGUCGGAGCCUUUCAGCAAGUUCUUGGAGGAUGCUGGAGUUACCGAUCCGUUCAUCAAGAACUGGAUGGACAUGUUUGCGUUUUUGCUCCAGGGCCUUCCGUGCUAUGGGGCGCCAACAUCAAUGAUGGCAUACAUGAUGGGUGACCUCUACAAAAAGAAUACGUGCUUGGAUUUUCCGAAAGGUGGCAACGAAGCUUUAGUUGGGGCUUUAGUGCGAGGAAUUGAAAAACACCCAGGCUGCAAGGUGAUCCUCAAAGCCCAUGUGGAUGAAGUGAUCGUUGAAGGCGGUCGAGCUGCGGGAGUUCGAUACAACAGUACGAGUGGUGGGAGUUCAAUCCGUGCGCGUGAGGCAGUAGUGAGUAAUGCGGAUUGGCAGGUCACCCAGAAAUUGUUGAAAGGUGCUCCUGAACUUGAAGAGUAUUUCAGCCAAUGGACAAAGUAUCCGUUGUUGAAGUCGUUCAUUCAUUUGCACUUGGGCUUUCGGGGGGAUGGCCUGCCGCCAAGCCACUGUGCGGAGUUUCCUGCACAAUGGGGGGUGUUCAACGACUGGUCCGACUUGGAAGCGCCUCGCAACGCGGUUUUGGUGAGCUGUCCAUCGAUGUUGGAUUCUGAUCUCGCGCCUCCCGGUCAUCAUGUUGUCCAUGCAUACACUCCUGCUACUGAGCCGUGGGAAGACUGGGCACCCGUUGACCCGAAGAGUGAGGAAUACAAAAAGAAAAAGCGAGAAGCUCGCGAUUUCUUGUACGCAGCUGUGGGGAAGCAGGUGCCAAACCUGGAAGACAGGGUGGUCAUCGAACUGGUUGGGACUCCGCUCACCCACCGCAGAUUUUUACGGAAGCCCAGCGGAGCUUAUGGACUUCGCGUCACAGCGCCAGAGAUGCUCCCAGGGCACAAGACGCCCUUGGAAGGUUUUCACAUGUGUGGAGACAGCACUGCGCCUGGUAUUGGUGUGCCAGCUGUGGUCAUGAGCGGUCAUAUUUGUGCCAACAACCUCCUCAGCAUCCCUGAGCACUGGCAAGUCUUAGACCGAAUCAAAGAUUGGAGAACCGAAUUGGAGGCCACGCAACAUGAAGCAAGCCGUGGUGAGCCAUGCUGCCAGGACGAGCAAUCAGCUCACAGGAAGCACAGCUUGCAGCACUUGGAGAAAAAAGUUCUACAAAACUGCUUGAGAUUGCGAAAUCUGCUGCCCAGCUUGCAAACAGUUUUGCAAGCAGUCCUGCAGGAAGAAGUUAGAGAAGACGAUUGCCCACAAGAAUGA
This is a messenger RNA of Durusdinium trenchii, 2010 nucleotides long. The record is from the annotation of a GenBank genome assembly. NCBI's taxonomy places the organism in Eukaryota, Dinophyceae, Suessiales, Symbiodiniaceae.